This is a messenger RNA of Daldinia vernicosa, 2806 nucleotides long. RefSeq names its product ankyrin repeat-containing domain protein. Lineage: Eukaryota; Fungi; Ascomycota; Sordariomycetes; Xylariales; Hypoxylaceae. Gene Ontology annotation, molecular function: protein binding. The transcript has 2 exons. The record is from RefSeq and is a predicted model, not a curated record. Bases 573 to 2711 code for a protein of 712 amino acids.
CCCCUGAAUGCAUCUCUCUCCCUCUUGCUCUUACUUGAAUUAUUAUACCUCAUCUUUACUUUCCCGUUCAUCAUCUCCUCUAUGAAUUAGUUAAAUCUACAUAGUAUAUACUGAUAAUUGAUGCUUGGUGCUUCUUCUACUACUACGCAUCUACACAAUUGCUUCUCUUAAAAAGUUAUUAAUAACUUACCAUGUCGUCGUUUGCAGAAUUACCCACUGAGAUCAUUCUCGAAAUCAUAGAACUGCUCUUCGACGUCUUAGACAUUGUUGCGUUAUCUUCAACAAACCGCCGCCUCCACGCUAUUAUAACAGAAACCAAUGAAAUAAUUAGCAGGUUCGAUAAGGCUUCUCUCGAUGAGAAUCUGUUUUUAGCUGUAUUCUUAGGUCAAAUUAAUGUGGUCAGAUUUCUCCUUGACCAUGGCGUCGACCCAAACCAAUAUCGUAUCGGCCGUAUAGACAGGUCGGUCCGAUGCCAAUACUAUAUGCCUAGCGGCGUAUACGUUCCAGGUCGAGUUGCCAAUCUAGCCUACGAUGCUCCCACCUUCUUAGAUCAUGCCCUCGAAAGCUACUAGAUGUACUUCGAAUUGAAGAGUCUUUGGUUAUCAACUCCACUGCACCUGGCGGCGUAUCGGGGGCACAAUGAUAUUGUGACCCUCCUAGUUAAGAGAGGAGCGGGACUCGCUUUAAAGUCCAUUGGUGUCUGCAGGUGUAAAGUCACUUCAUAUGACCCGGCCUAUUGGGGGCUUAACAUAAACCCAGACGCACAUCCGCCCUGGACUCCGUUACAUCUCGCGAUUUGCGGCAUGAAUUUAUCUACCGCGAAGCUAAUACUCGGUUACGGUACCCUAUUGUCUACGAUCAUAAGAUUUCAGAGGAGACAACAGACCCAUGCUGUCAGAAUAGAAUCCAAGUUGACUUGUGAUAAAUGGCUGGCCGUAAAACAACUGCGUAUUAGCAUGCCCAACUUCCGGGGUCCUUCGGUAUAUUGCCAUCAUAUUUGCCUUUCUCGAAAUUGCGGGCUGCUGUCAUAUGCCAUUGAUAUGCAGUUAGUCUGGAUCAAAACUGGCACCAAUAGAUCGCUUAUUCAUGUCUGUCUUCAAGACCCGCGGGUAGACCUACCUCCAUGGCGUGAUCUUGGAUGUACCAUGAAAGUACCCGAAGUACGUCUUCCUAAGUAUGCCCUACCUUGGUUCGAAUAUCUCCUCAACCGCGGGGCCGAUGUUGAAGCUAAGGAUGCUAUGGAUUGCAAUGCCACGGCUAUCAUGGUUGCGGCGCUCCAUAGUAUCGAGCCGGCUAUGGACUUGCUUAUACAACAUGGUGCAAAUGUCCAUGCGAAGGAUGCGAAGGGCUUUACUGCCCUACAUGCAGCCUGCAUAAGUUCUAAGCCAGAGAUUAUCACAAAACUCAUCGAUGAGGGGGCACAAGUAGAUGCUAUUAAUUUCAUGGGCGAUUCGCCUCUUUCUUUCAUAUGCCGCUCAAUCACCGCCGAGCACCCAAUCACCGCCGAGCGACACAAUGAAAUUCUAAAAAUAAUCCAACUUCUUCUGACGCGCGGAGCCAAUCCAAUGCCUAGAACCAGGAGGAAUACUCGGGUUCAGUCUGCUCUGGAAGUAGCAUUUUGCAAUCAAUACCUUGCUGCUGUGAGAUUGAUAAUUUCAAUAUCCAGCCCGACGCCUAGUUCAGGCCAGAUUUGGCGUCUAUUUGUAGCUAUGAUGGAGGCGCCCGACCCUUCUCGAGUAAGGCUACUCCUAAUGCUUGACAAGCGGAACUUCAUUCUUCGAAGUGAUUCUGCUCUCGUUAAACUCCUAACAAGCAACGAGCAAACAACUGAGGCAGCAAUGAUUCUACUGGAAAAGGGCGCCCCAUGCGAUGCACGAUCAGUCUUCUGGAUUGUUCAUCUCCAGAAAGGCAAUGACUUGCUACGAAAAGUCCUGGAACGCGGUAUCACUCCUAACUUCGUCAUGGAACCAAUGAAGCGAUGUCCACUUCUCGAAGCACUAGCGAUCAGAGAAGUCGUGACGAGGAGAGCAUAUGUGAAGUCCCUGAUGGAACACGGGGCUGAUAUCAACAUGUAUUGUAGUCUCACUAACGAUAAGCCGAUCUAUGUGGAUAUUAUUUCGCCCUCUUUGCUCCCGCAUACCGAAACCGUUUUAGACGUUCUAUUCCACCCCAAUUCCUUCCAGCGGGUACCAGAAUCCCAGCAAGUUGCCUUCAUGGUCUCAGCUUGUCGCUUAACACAUGUAAGGGUUUUACAAAAGUUACUUGAAUCUACAACUGGGUCCGUGAUUCAGAAAUUCGUUCAACGGAUUAUAGGAGACCUCACAGCCACAACCUUUAUCAGUCAACUAUUUAACACGACCGCCUAUUCCCUAACAGACCAAAUGGGGUUCACGGUAGAGCACAUGGAUAUUGCUAUAGAUAUACUGGAUAUAUUAGCCCGGUACGACACGUUCUGGAGUUUCCAACCUUCUCCUGGGUCAGCACGGGCUAUAGACGCCUUGAAGAACCUCAUGGCUGUGACGCGCAACUUUCCAACGAGGCAGAUGGCCGCUAGCUUCUGCUUAGGGAAAAGAGUCCGAAUCGUCGACUCUAGUGCUGAAAGUCCCCAAGUUUUGAUACUUCCACGGGCAGAUUCAAACGAGUAUCCUCAAGGUCAUAUUACCCUUCAUUACUUAGGAGCAACAUUACAUCCUACGUUGGAUGGGCGAUAGGGAAGCUUUGUCUCGUAGACCGUUUUACCAGUAGUAAUAAUUAUCGAGGAAGCGCAUACAUAUUUUAAGUAGUAAUUUACAUUAAUACACUCGGG